AUGCCGCUCAUCACCUCCCUGGCCUUUGCGCCAGUUCUACUGAAGACGGGGGGAGCGACCCUGGCGACAACAGGCACAUCUCUAGCUGCUACAACCACAGCAGCAGCAGCAGGAGGAGGAGCAGCAGCAGCAGGAGGAAAGGUCCUCGGCCUCGCAAUGAUCACGAAGGGGGUAUCCAGCGCAGCCAAGAGCGGUGCCUUCACCAAGGUGGGCGGGGCAGGAGCAGCAGCAGGUCAUGCGUUUCUUACUACAACCCAAUCAGCAGCAGCAAAUGGUGCUGCAGCACCAGCAGCAGCAGCAGCAGCAGGGUCAGUGCCCGGUGCAGCGGCGACAGCUGGUACUUCAGCAGCACAAGCAGCUCCAGCUGCUGCUGCUGCACCCAUAAUAAUGGCAGGAGCCCCAGCAGCAGAGGCUGCAACAGCUGCUACUGGUGCAGCAGCAGCAGCAGCACCUGCAGCUGCAUCUGCUGGUGGAGUUGCUGCUGCAGCAGCAGGACAUGCGAAACACUUUACUAUGAUUGCAACAGUUGUAGGUUUAAUGGCUUUAAGAGCUUUAGCUAAUCGUUACUGGCUUUCUCCUCCUGCAACAAACAAAAGUAGAUUGGUGCGGCGUGUGACGCGGUGGUCAAAAGAAGAACAAAUUCAGGUUGAGGCGGACGAGGAGUUCGGUCAGAUACCGCAGUUACCCUUUAAGGAUGAGAGAAAGCCAGCAGCAGAAGCAGGCACAGGAGCUGCUGCUGCUGCUGCUGCUGCUGCUGCUGCUGCAGAAGCAGCAGAUGGAGGCAGCAGAGCAUCUGCUGCAGGACGCACAGAUGCAGGACUCACCGAUAUUGAAACAACAGCAUCGACACAAGAAACGAGGAGACGUAGAGUCACAUACGUACGCAGAGGGAGAGGAAAGCUGCACAGGUUCUUAUGA
Messenger RNA from Eimeria mitis, 918 nucleotides. RefSeq lists its product as uncharacterized. The record is from RefSeq and is a predicted model, not a curated record. Bases 1 to 918 code for a protein of 305 amino acids. The transcript has 2 exons. Lineage: Eukaryota; Apicomplexa; Conoidasida; Eucoccidiorida; Eimeriidae.